Molecule: messenger RNA, 378 nt
Organism: Perkinsus marinus ATCC 50983
Lineage: Eukaryota; Perkinsozoa; Perkinsida; Perkinsidae
Exons: 3
Coding region: 1-378 (125 amino acids)
Source: RefSeq, a predicted model, not a curated record
AUGGACGUGAAGCCUCAUGAGAAGUUCGACAUGGAGGCGCACAAGCAAAAGCUUGUGAAGCGCGUAGAGAACAUCAGGGAAGCGCACGAGAAGGAGCAUACCAAGCAGGUCGAGGAAGCAGCGAAGUCCGAAGGGAACUCGGAUACAGCUGCCUCCUAUGCAGAGAUGGCUGAGUGUCCUGAUGGGAACUGCCCGAAAGAAGAUGUGGCCUCGCCUGCCACUGACGAUGCUGAGGUGGUGGGCAAAACGACGGAGCCGCCAUGUGAGGAAGGAUACGAUUCGUCGUCUCGGAAGACCUACAAGCCGUGCCCAUACAAACCUGUCUGGGAGGAUCCCACUGCAGAGAAGAUGAAGAUCGAGAAGGAGAUGAAAGGGUGA